Haplochromis burtoni (Burton's mouthbrooder) is the source of this 3188-nucleotide messenger RNA. RefSeq names its product free fatty acid receptor 3-like. Gene Ontology annotation, molecular function: G protein-coupled receptor activity. Gene Ontology annotation, biological process: G protein-coupled receptor signaling pathway; cellular response to fatty acid. Gene Ontology annotation, cellular component: plasma membrane. Lineage: Eukaryota; Metazoa; Chordata; Actinopteri; Cichliformes; Cichlidae. The transcript has 2 exons. Bases 370 to 1332 code for a protein of 320 amino acids. The record is from RefSeq and is a predicted model, not a curated record.
UGGUCGCAGCAGAGCAGAGAGAGGAAACAAUCUUCCUCCUCUCUUUGUUAGUGCCUUGGCCUUUUACACGAGAAGUUCUGAUUAAUCAUUUCCACCUACGCUGCGCCGAGCUUCUCAGCGGUUGCUGGGAGAUGAUGUUUGGAGAAUGGUGAGAACAAAAUGUCCAGAAGUUUAUUAAAUUUCCGCUGGCGAAGGAGAGACUGUAGGCGCAGAAGGAUGACAAUAUUAGGGGCAGUCUUGUGAUGUGAUCAAACAGUCUGUUUCCAAGAGGUGAAGAGAGCUGCAGCACUACAGAGCACUCUGUGAUGGAGAGGCUGGAUUUCAAAGCCUGAGUGAGUGUCUGUGAGAGUGUGUCCCUAAGAAGACACCAUGGCAUACAAUCUGUUGCUUUCUGUCUACAUUAUCACCUUCCUCAUGGGAGUUCCCGCCAACAUCCUGGCAUUUGGUACCUUCUGCCGCAAGGUGUAUCGCAAGCCAACCCCGAUAGACAUCCUCCUCCUCAACCUGACCAUCUCCGACCUGAUUUUCCUGGCUUUGCUGCCUUUUAAAAUGAAGGAGGCCUUUGAUGACAUGGAGUGGUUGCUGCCCUACUCCCUCUGUCCCUUCACUGGGUUUCUCUUCUAUGUCACCAUCUACAACAGCACCCUGCUGCUCACCGCCGUGAGUGUGGAGCGUUACCUAGGGGUCGCCCACCCCAUCAGGCAUUCCCUCCAUCGGCGGCCUCGUUAUGCUUUGUUGGCCUGUGUCAUGUUCUGGUUGCUAACGUCUCUGAACCUCAUCGUCGUCUACAUCAUGCCUUACCUCCAGUGGAGACACACCAAUGGCAGCACUCCCGCCACACCUCCACCUAGCUGCUACCUGAAUUUCUCCGACAAAGAGCUUGCAAUCCUGCUGCCGUUCCGCCUCGAGCUCUUCCUCGUCCUCUUCUGCAUCCCCUUCAUCAUCUGCUGCUUCUGCUACGUCAACCUAAUCCUUAUCCUGUCCCGUCUCCCAAAUAUCAGCAGGCGGCGGAGGCUGCGAUGCAUUGGUCUGGCUCUUGGCACACUGAUCGUAUUCUGCGUCUGUUUUGGUCCUUACAACAUCUCCCAUGUGGUAGGCUUUGUCAAUAAAGAGAAUCAGGAGUGGAGGACUGUGGCGUUGCUUUCCAGCACCUUAAAUGCCUGCCUGGAUCCAUUUAUCUUCUACUUGUCCUCGUCAGCCGUUAGAAGCAUGUUAAAGCACUGCUUCAGGAACAUCACAGCAAAGCUGCACAUCCUGCGGUGUGAAGAGACUCAACACAGUCCUCAACAGGAACCAGAAACUGAAAAAUACAAGAAAGCGGAACCUUCUUGAAAGUUCUAGAGAAAUUCUGAACGUAUUUAUUUUAUACAAAAGAUAUGGACAAAAUGAAAAGCCAGGAAAUGUUGUUCCACUGUGAGACUGAGUCAGUUCCUGUUGGUGUCAGUGGUUUAAUUUAUUUAAGGUAAAAUAUUUAAAGCUGAGUUUGAGUGAUAUGAAUUAAUUUCUGUAUUGUCAUGUGUGUUAACUGUGUUACUGUUGAUUUUAUAAACUGAUGUUAUAAAUGACCAUAGUAUUUCGUUACCAACUUAAAUAGGACUUUAAAUAAGAGCUAAAGAAAAAUCUGGUUUAGUAGAUUAGUUUUAUCUCCUAAAAACACAGUAAUUAUUAUUUUUCCCCCUGAAUCAGGUCUUAUUGUGAUUAAGAUCUGAGAAAAUGAAAACAAUUAGAUAUAAACACAGUCUGCAAACCAAACUAGUAGAACUACACAACCAAAGAAAUAAGAAGCUAUGAAAACAAACUCUGAUAAAUGUUUCAAAACUCUCCAAAGGAGGAUAAUGUAUUUUAAAUGAAGUUUUGUCUUUUUUUAGGUGGAUAAAAUGCUGAAAAAUUGAGUAGGAGAAAUAACUUAUUAGAAAAAUGCAAAAAUAAGUGCGCCAAGGGCGGAGCUCUGUGGAAGCCCAUUUUGGAUUGGUUGAGAUCUGUGGACCAGCUUUUGAAAAUGAAAGUUAUUAUUUUAAUGAUGAAAAAGAACACUUCUUUAUCAUUACACUUUAAAUACAGUAAUAGCUAAAAAGGUGUUUUGUUUGUUUUUAGUUAUUUGCUCAGGUGGAAUGGUAACCUACGGAGGUCCAGACUGUUAUAAAGUUAAAGCUUAUUAUCUUUUUGUUUAUCUUUACUCAGAGGCUAAAGGUGCACUCCGUCUGUCUUUUGGCUAUAAAUGUAGCAGGAAACGGGCCCUUCAGAGCACCUGCUGUAUACACUGUGCUGUACUCAUGUCACUCGGAGUUCAACAAGGACACUGUUUAAUUAAAGAUAAGUGUUUUAUAGAGAUAAAGCAAUUAAAAAACCCACGUUAAACCAUAUAGGCAGGAAGCGGAGAGACUGUACAUUGCUGAGCUAAUAUGAAGUUAUGAGCACAGACGGCCCGGAAGUGUAGACACAGAUUAAACAUGGAUGUAGUGACACAGUUAUAAAGUGUGUGUAUUUGUGCUCUGCAGAGACUUCAGACAGUAACUGAUAACCGACUUCAGGACAUUUCCUGUCAAUAAUAAUGAACACCGCACUCGUGCGCAGGUGCAGAGAUGCACACAGCUCAUAGCCCUUUAUCGUAUCCAAGUAUACACUGCACUCAGUGUGCACAAACAGUUUAUUUUGAGCCGUCAGGCUGAAUGCUGGAAGCAGGUGUGUUUGAGUACUACUUACAUGGUUUUUGCAUGGAUGUAGAAAUACCUCAAACACGAAUAAUGCACUGUAAAAAUACUAACGUGUUUAAAAGAAAACUGGAAAUACAUUUUGAAAACAUUUGCUCUGGACUGCUUUUAUUACUACUUAUUAAUUACUUGCGUAGUAAGAUACUAGUGCAUACCAAGAGCUCAGCUAGUUUAUUAGUUUAGCUAGGACUGCAGCUAAUGGGAUUUAUUUUACAGCAGCAUUUUUCGAUAUCACAAUAACAACAACAUAGUAUUUGUAAUGUUUCUGCAAAGAGCAACACCUUGAUUUACAAAGAAAGGGCAAGUCCAUGCAUAUUUGGAUGCAACAGCACUUUGUGUUUCACUGAUGACCGAGGGCUCCCUUCAGUUUUUAGUCUAGCAGUCAGGUGGUGGAAGUAAAGCCAUUAUUGGAGAAUCAGCCUCAGCUUAAAGCUAAGGAGGACAGAAGUAGCUCUCCUUAGACUCAUGCGUCUCAGA